Molecule: messenger RNA, 2829 nt
Organism: Cydia pomonella (codling moth)
Lineage: Eukaryota; Metazoa; Arthropoda; Insecta; Lepidoptera; Tortricidae
Gene: Hand
Product: neurogenic differentiation factor 1
Exons: 8
Coding region: 396-1163 (255 amino acids)
Biological process (GO): developmental process; regulation of transcription by RNA polymerase II
Molecular function (GO): DNA-binding transcription factor activity, RNA polymerase II-specific; protein dimerization activity; RNA polymerase II transcription regulatory region sequence-specific DNA binding
Source: RefSeq, a predicted model, not a curated record
GUACAUUUUAUACUACAUCGUGACCAUCGUGUAUGUAGUAAUUGAUUAAUCCCCUAUCCCACUUCGUCCAUUACCGAUCACAAUGUCUACACAAUGUCGCUUACUGCGUUUAGUUACCACAUUGUAUAAUUAAGUUAUCUACGCCCCGCCUUCCCUGGAGAGCGGGCCAAAAUCAGCCAGUCCCGAAUCCGCGGCUGACGCGUUGCUUGUCAAAUUGACGGAUCGUUCUACGAGUUUCGAAAAAAAAGUGAGUGGGCUCGUGUGUGAGUGGCUUUACAAUUUAUAAAAACUGGUGUUAUAGGAUUGGAGAUUUAAUUGUGAUUUUAUAGUGAUGUGGUAAAAAAUGUGGUUGAUUUGGUGAAAUUUUUGUGCCUAAAUUGAGCAUUCAAUCGAGAAUGUCCAGCUACGGCAGCAUCUCUCCCUCGGACGAAGGCUUCGACCGAUAUGAGCCUCCCUUCUAUUGCCCUCCUAGUCAUCAAGGAAGCCCCAUGGACGGCGGAGUGUACUGGCCCGGGGUCGAACCCGAGUUCGACUCCAGGGACGUAUACCACGAUAACCAGCACUACAUCUCCAGGAGCUAUGGUUACGAUGACGUGAACAUGUCCAACGACCCCUACGACGGCUUCCAGAACGUGCACCAGAACUACAUGCAGAACAACACAGGAGUGGAGUGCGAACUCCAGCUACCCCGCUACCCCCGCCCCGCCGCCCCCUCCUUCGUCCGCGUCGUCAAGCGACGCAGCACGGCCAACAAAAAGGAGCGCCGGCGCACACAGAGCAUUAACACUGCCUUUACGGAUCUGAGGGAGUGUAUACCUAAUGUGCCCCCGGACACCAAGUUAUCUAAGACGGCAGUGCGGUCGGCGGGCGUGAACGCUGCGUUCUCACUGCUGCGCGCGCGCAUCCCGCGCGUCGCGCCCGACACUAAACUAUCCAAGAUCAAGACGCUUCGGCUGGCCACCUCCUACAUCUCCUACCUUCUCAAGGUCCUGGAGACGGACGGGGAACCGGCAGGAGGCUUUAGAGCUGAGCUGCAUCACGCGCCCCCGCGCCGAAGAGCUGAUACACAGAGCACAGCAGAGAAGAGAGGGAACGGGCGGACGGGCUGGCCGCAGCACGUGUGGGCGCUGGAGCUCAAAACAGAACAAAACCUGAAGACCUAGCUCUAGGUACCUUGUGACAGUUGCCACGUUUUUCACGCGGCCACCAAACUAAAGGAUAAAUUAAUAACAUUUCGAGUACCUUUUCGAUCAUAUUAGAGUCCAUUGUGGGAAUUAGGUACUUGUCAUAGUAAACUUUAUGGAACUACGCGAAUAUUUUGCUGUUAUGUUCGUUUGUUUAGUUACAUAAGUAAAAAAAAUACCAUUUCUCUAGAUAUUCUACAGCGGUAUCGGUAUACGGGACAAAUACGGGACGCGAUCCUUCAAUAAUGUGACAACCCUAUGGCAACCCUAUAACCCUGGCUAUACUUUUCAUUGAAAGUACUUGUUAACUUUUGUUUCAAGAUUUUUUUCAUAUUUACACCCAGGAGGGGGGACACAUUUUUUUCUUCGGAACGAUUAUUUCCGUAAAUAUUUACUUUAUCAAAAAAUGGUACCUAUUUGUUUUUAAAGACAACAAUUAAUCCAACAAACAAACAACCUCGUUUAAACGUAUUUUUUUUUCCAAAAAAAUAUGGGAGCAAAAGUAUUGGAGGUACCUUAAACAAAAAUUGUAUUCUAGUUUUUUUUAUUAUACCGUUCUGUUGCCAUUCAUGAUUUAUGUAUACGAACAUGGCGAAACUAUAAGGGUUCCUAGUUGACUACAGAACCCUACAAAACGUCCAGAGGGCCUACCGCGGACCACGUUCGACGUGUUGCCUCUCUGUCGCACUUGUACAUUUGUACGUAAGUGUGACAGGGAGGCAACACGUCAAACGUGGUUCGCGGUAGGCCCUCUGUACAUUUUUAAACAAGUGGGUGUUAGGGAUGCAUAUGCGAGGGAAAUCACGCAUGAAAGAAAAUAAGUAAUUGUGUUCACUUUCUGCCAAAAAAACAUGUCGCAUGUUUUCACAUAUAUUCAAAACGUACUUAUGUGAAUUAGAAGCUCAUAAAAUAAGCAAAAUAAUUAUAAAAUGUUAAAUUAAAUAUUAGAGUUAUUUACGUAUGUAAGUAGUUGAGUUUAAAUUAAUUAGUAUACUUAAUAGUUAAAAAACGUGAGAAAUGCCUAGAAAGAAACCUUUUACUGCGCGCUACUCCUCAGAGCACAAAAGUCCUACACCUAUAUCUUAUCACGCACACAGCACAGACACACACGGCAAAAGUUUCGCCUUUUGUUUUGUGUGCUGCAUCAAAAAAAGUAAGUGUGCUAAGCGCGAAGAAUUUUGUACAUUGACCCGACGUUACCUAUUAGCUUUACAGUAGCGCGAAUAUUGCUGUCCCACUCGGACAGUGGCUUUGACUGCCUGUAUCAUGGGCGGGACAGAUACAUAGCCGGUAAAUAACUCUGUUAGUAGAAAAAAGCGCGAAAUUCAAAUUUUCUGUAGGAUGACUCUUUGCGCCUACAUUUUUUGAAUUUGCCGCUUUUUUCUACUGACAGAAAUCGUCGGGGAUAGUGCAAUACCGCGUAAAAUACUCUUACAAAAUUAUACGUGCUUAGCGUCCUUACUUUAGAUUUAGUAGAGUUUAAGAAUGACGUAUCUCUACCCCUGUAUGUGUAUGUAAUGUUGAUGGGGGCAUUUCUUAAGUUUUUUCGAAUGUCACGAUGUAAAUGUCAUAAUGUCAUAAUGUAAAUGACAUAAAGAAUCUCGCAAUGAUGUGCCAAAGAGUAAAAUAAAAUAUUACUUAAUUA